CCCAAGCCACUGCCACCGAGCCUGAGUCUGAGAUCUGUUGACAUUCUGUGGUGUCAGAGAAGUGAGAUCCAGAGUGACUGCCUUCUGUUCCAAGCCACAGUGGGCACAUGUGAGGUAACUGCAGGACACCAUUGUUCUCCACCGUGUCCCUUGGCAACCUUGUUCUUGGUGAAUGAAAAUGCAGCUCCUGGGGUUGGUGCUCUGUUUGGUCCUUGGGACCCUGCAGUUCGAGGCGUCCGAAGGGAAGCUGGUCGCUCUGGAUCCUGAAACAAAUAUGAACGUGAGUGAAAUUAUCUCUUACUGGGGAUUCCCUAGUGAGGAACACUUCGUUGAGACAACAGACGGCUAUAUUCUCUGCCUCCACCGAAUCCCUCAUGGGAGGAAGAAUCGUUUUGACAAAGAUCCCAAGCCGGUGGUGUUCCUGCAGCACGGCCUGCUGGCAGAUUCCAGUAACUGGGUCACAAACCUGCCCAACAGCAGCCUGGGCUUCAUCCUGGCCGACGCCGGUUUUGACGUGUGGAUGGGGAACAGCAGGGGAAACACCUGGUCCCGGAGACACAGGACUUUCUCAGUUUCUCAGGAGGAGUUCUGGGCCUUCAGUUACGAUGAGAUGGCAAAUUAUGACCUACCAGCUUCCAUUAACUUCAUUCUGAAUAAAACUGGCCAAGAACAAGUGUAUUACGUGGGUCAUUCUCAAGGCACCACAAUAGGUUUUAUAGCAUUUUCAGAAAUUCCCGAACUGGCCAGAAAGAUUAAAAUCUUUUUUGCCCUGGCGCCUGUGGCUUCAGUCAAGUUCGCUACUAGCCCUCUAACUAAAUUAGGAGAAUUUCCAGAUUCUCUCCUGAAGCACUUAUUUGGGGUCAAACAAUUUCUUCCCCAGAAUUCGUUUUUGAAAUGGCUGAGCGCACAUGUUUGCAGUCAUGUCAUUCUGAAGGAACUCUGUGGAAAUGCCUUUUUUAUUCUAUGUGGAUUUAAUGAGGGAAACUUAAAUAUGUCUAGAGUGCCGGUGUAUAUAACACACUCUCCUGCCGGGACUUCUGUGCAAAAUAUGUUACACUGGAGCCAGGUGAUUAAAUCCCAGAAGUUUCAAGCCUUUGACUGGGGAAGCAGGGCCAAGAACUAUUUCCAUUACAAUCAGACCUCGCCUCCCCUUUACAACGUGAGAAACAUGUCCGUGCCCACCGCCGUGUGGAGCGGCGGCCGGGACUCGCUGGCGGACGUCAAUGACGUCACCAUGCUGCUGCUCCAGAUCACCAACGUGCUGUACAGCAAGUUCUUCCCCGAGUGGGAGCACCUGGACUUCCUCUGGGGCCUGGACGCCCCCUGGCGGCUCUAUGACGACAUGGUGAAUCUGAUGCGGAAGUACCUGUGAGUGCGCGCCGGCCCAAGUCACCAUCACCGUCACCGGUGAGCGGUCAGGUUCAAACGCGUUUGCUCAAUUUCUCUAGAAUAGUCGUCUGUGUUUCCCAGGCUUUUUGUAUUUUUGUAUGCGAUCAGAUUAUGCCAUUGAAGGUGUUCAGGGCCAAUCAUGGUGUAUUUUUUUGCCUUUAAAAAUUUUUUUUUGCUUUUUUUUGUCCAAUCAUAGUGUAUUUGAGGCUCGUGUCUCUAACCUACCGCAGCCUCUUGAAGACUUUUCAAAAUCUCACUGACUCAUGAAAGAUCCUAAUCAUUCUGUAUAGCCUUACAAUUUGAAAUAUACACAUACUGCCUUUUGUACCUCCACACAGGACACACUGUGUGUGUCGGCAUUUUGAAGCUGUGUGUUUUGUUGGCAGAUAAGCUGGUACUGAUUUGAAAGAGCUCAGUGUGUGAAGUAUCCGGUUCUCAUCUCUUUGCCUUAAAGGGCUCUUCAGCCCAGUGGCCUUGUGGUCAUUAGGGAGCCGAGUGCCACGUUCUCCUCUCCUCAUGUAUCAGGUGCAGAGUCAAACCCACUGAUGCCCCGAGUGUGACUCACUGACGCUGGGUGUGAAGAUUCUAUGGUGAAUGUUAUCAAGCCUAACCACGUUUAAAUUGCUCAGACCAAGCAGCAGCGUUUGCUGGGGUCUUCAGAAAUAAAUGGCACUGAUUAAAAAAAGAAAAACCUCUGUAUUUUAAAUAGCUUGAAGACUCAUACUUGCGACCGUCUGUCUUCGUAUGAGUAAUUGUGUGGCAGGUGAUAAAUCCACUCGUUUGAGAAGAAGAGCGCUAUGGAGAGGCAGUGCCACUCUUUUCCGUGAAAUUACUGUAUUCUCUCGGCUGCUGCCGCACCAGUGCUGAUAACCAGGACGCAGAAGCCCAGGGGCUGCCUGGGAGGGGCGUCUUAACUCAUGUGAGCGUGAAUGUUCUGAGAUCAGAGCUCAGGGAGUCUCUUUGUUUUCUGGUUUUCUGUGUGUCCAUAGUUUCAAUUCUCCUGAUUUGCGCACCGGGUUCCUAAUUUGCACACAGCGCUGCCCCCUUGCAAAACUGACAGAUGGACAGAAUGACAAUUGGCGUGUUUUUCUGACACAGCUAUUUCAGCCACAGUAAUAAAGGAUACUUGGUGUUCACUGAUAGAUGCAGGCAGCAUCCUACUUAAAAAGUCUUGAACGUUUCAAUAAAACUGAAUAGCCUCAUUGGCUGAGGGAUUGUG
Molecule: messenger RNA, 2608 nt
Organism: Hyaena hyaena (striped hyena)
Lineage: Eukaryota; Metazoa; Chordata; Mammalia; Carnivora; Hyaenidae
Gene: LIPA
Product: lipase A, lysosomal acid type
Exons: 11
Coding region: 173-1372 (399 amino acids)
Biological process (GO): sterol metabolic process
Cellular component (GO): intracellular membrane-bounded organelle
Molecular function (GO): sterol ester esterase activity
Source: RefSeq, a predicted model, not a curated record